CCAAUUUUAACACAGUAGGCUACUUCAAGUUAGUACUACUAAGUCGGUCUUCCUUCAAGCUUCAAGCUUCAAGUCUGGCUCGACAAAUUAUGACCUAUUGACUGUGGAUUUUUUGCACCUCAACGCAAUUGGGCAUGGUUCGGUUCAAGAAUCGCUGGCUCCUUGUCGAAUUUGUAGAAACGUCUACAGCGGAUACUUCCGCUGACAAAGAGCCUCUAAGUACGCGAUCUCUGGACGGGAGGUUGAUCUACAAUGCUCUCCGCGACAGUGUCGUGACAAACUUUGGCGACACUGGAUGGGGAACGGUGGGGAUGUCGUUGACCGUGAAAUACUUUUCUCCGACCACGAACCUUUGUAUCAUUCGCGUCGCACGAGAUCAUCAUCGAAUCGCAUGGGGUGCAGUCACACUUCUUACUGGCAUCCACGACAUCAGAAUUAUUCCGCGUGUUAUUCAUGUCUCAGGUACUAUCAAACACGCGCAGCUCUCGGCGAUCGCACACAACCGAGAAGUUAUCGCGCGAUUUCGCACUAAAGCUAAAAAUGCUGCACUCUAUCAAGACUCGUAUGAUGACUAUCUCGCGCGAAGUACUCGUGAGAUCGAGGCUUUGCAGGAUUGAAUCAGUCCAAAGGUACCCCUUGUGACUCCGAGGAGCUGAAAAGUUCCUUCAAUUUUGGUGGCAAGCUUCGAACUCGCAUUCUGUGAUUGUUGGUCACGACCCCCCUUUCCUGCCCGAAACUUGGCUAGCGGUAGGAGUCAGCAUGAUAUACUCGCGGCCGUUCGCAGCGACUCUCGCUCAAGAAUGCACGCGUAUGAUUUGCGUAGGAAGAACAAGUGAAGAGACGAAGGAGUAGGACAGGAAUUUUGAUGCGGUGUGUAUAGCUACAUUUCUAGUCGACCAAGAAUAAAUUAUACCUCCAAAAACAUUAUUACAACUUCGACUCCAUCCACACUCCUACACCCUCCCCUUCGGCCACACUCAGCCACUGUCUUGCUACUUCUUUUUCU
Messenger RNA from Suillus clintonianus, 1006 nucleotides. RefSeq lists its product as uncharacterized. The record is from RefSeq and is a predicted model, not a curated record. The transcript is spliced from 5 exons. Gene Ontology annotation, cellular component: ribonuclease P complex. Gene Ontology annotation, molecular function: ribonuclease P RNA binding. Lineage: Eukaryota; Fungi; Basidiomycota; Agaricomycetes; Boletales; Suillaceae. Gene Ontology annotation, biological process: tRNA 5'-leader removal. Bases 135 to 617 code for a protein of 160 amino acids.